AUACUAUGGUGACCUUUUUCUGGUUGGCCUUUACAUCAAGUUACGUAGCGCAUGGCUUUGUUGCAGGCAAACUCCAGGUCUUGCAUUCGGGCAGGGCCACAGAGAAAUCCCACUUGCUCAGCUGGGCUGUCUAGUGGAUAUCGGUUUGGCGGGUGUCAUUAUACAAUCGGAUUGAUGACGAGGAAGAGGAAAUCGGAUGCAACGCCUCUCGACGAGGCUGAUCGUACGCUUUACUCGACCUUCUGCAGCGCUGCCAACUCGCUUUCUCAACUCUACACCCAUGCCAUGAAUCACCAAAAGGUCGCUUUUCAGGCCGGUGAGCGCCAGGCUCUGGAAAAACUCUAUCAAUGGAUCAUAAAAAAAGAUGAGGAAGGUUCGAGGGUGACAGCUGCUGAUAUAGUUGCACAUAUUGAGAAUGAGAUUGAUUUUGGUGGAGAUGAUGCAGCCAUCUCCCCGAGAUUGCACUUUCAGCAUCAAUUCCCUCAAAGUACACCACACCUUCCAAACUCUAGCAUCCAAUCUAGUCCAGGUUUUGUGGGGCAGCAUUCUUAUGUAGUUCCUCGCACAUCUCAUUCUGAACAGGUAAAGAACUCAGUUUUCUUAAAUGCUCUUUCCAGUCCAGUUGACAGAUGCCUCCAUCCCUACCAGCUAGCCCAAGGAGAAGGGCCCUGUGGUCAAGGAGGAACUAGGAGUAAUUAUGUGAAUUCGUCAACUGAUGUUCAGGAAUCUAAUUCUCCAAACCCCAAUGAUGCUUCCAUGGAAAUACACUGAGGCUGCCUCAUUGAUCUAUGGAAUCAUUUUUCAUCGAGUGUGAUAAUGACCAGCAUAUAUCUCUCUAAUUCAAGAGCCCCAUAAGUUCCGAGUAAGGUUGCGUGUUACAUCAUCAAAGCAGGUAUGUUGGAGCAUGCAGCGAAGGUUAUAUGUAAUGUGUUAAUUCAUGAAAUGCUUGAAAUAUGUUUUCCAUGACUAACGUUGGUUUGCUUCUAGGAGCCAACACUCAAGAGACUUGGCAUUAAAUUAUGUUGAAUUUGUUUUAUUAUUGGUGUUCAUCCAUGAUUCUGGGCUUGAUAUAGCACUCAGGUGUCGCAUAUAUUUUAUAUGUACAUAAUUAAUGUAUAAAUUGCAGCCAAAUAUAUCAUUUAUCUUUUGCGUUUA
This is a messenger RNA of Dendrobium catenatum, 1155 nucleotides long. RefSeq lists its product as uncharacterized. NCBI's taxonomy places the organism in Eukaryota, Viridiplantae, Streptophyta, Magnoliopsida, Asparagales, Orchidaceae. The record is from RefSeq and is a predicted model, not a curated record. The coding region runs from base 52 to 771 and encodes 239 amino acids. The transcript has 4 exons.